AUGAUUAUGACUCGCGGUAUAUGGUCUCUUAAUCUGUUAAACUCUAUAAAGAUCGUGAUUUCUCUUACGUUUCUACAAAAAAUUUCACUCAUCAGCACUACUGCAUCACUCAUUACAUAUACGAACAGCCCAAUUCAACUACAUCGUCCUCAUCAACGCCUAACAUGGUUCGACUUCUUACUAUUGUUACCGUGCUUUUUGCUAGCGCAAGCAGCGUUGCUGCUUCGUACUGCCAGUGCCUUUACUCAGACGCUAGCCACUGCUGUGUUAUUGACAACCUAG
Molecule: messenger RNA, 282 nt
Organism: Ascochyta rabiei
Lineage: Eukaryota; Fungi; Ascomycota; Dothideomycetes; Pleosporales; Didymellaceae
Exons: 2
Coding region: 1-282 (93 amino acids)
Source: RefSeq, a predicted model, not a curated record